Molecule: messenger RNA, 240 nt
Organism: Gaeumannomyces tritici R3-111a-1
Lineage: Eukaryota; Fungi; Ascomycota; Sordariomycetes; Magnaporthales; Magnaporthaceae
Exons: 2
Coding region: 1-240 (79 amino acids)
Source: RefSeq, a predicted model, not a curated record
AUGCGGCCAGCAGCUGUGGUUGGCCCCUCGGGCGUGAGAAGUGUGGCAACCACCGGUGGGAAUCCGAUGCCGCCCGAGCCCGCCUGGCGCCGAGCGGUGAGGUGGGAGCUGACCCGGGCUGCUGAUCGGCACCGCGGGAGCGAUUCGGGCAAGAUCCCCAGCCCAACAUUGACCGUCGUGGAGCACAAGCACUGCAAGUCCGCUGUCGGCCAGUUGAUCUGGACCAUGAUGGUUGGCUGA